This is a messenger RNA of Durio zibethinus, 3183 nucleotides long. Lineage: Eukaryota; Viridiplantae; Streptophyta; Magnoliopsida; Malvales; Malvaceae. The record is from RefSeq and is a predicted model, not a curated record.
AGAAAAACAACUUUUGUGCAAACCAAAGAAAUGUUCUUUUUGACAUUAACAUAUGACCAAAUCAAAAGCCAUAUUAACAAGUAAAAAAAAAAAACCCAAAAUUACAAAAAGGAUGAAUAAAACUAAAGAAAUAAAAACACUUUUGAAUCUUUUGGCUUUUCCUUGCAACCAAACGCCAGAUUGUUUAUAGGCGGCUAGUUGGCCAAGACAGCAUUGUUAUUUUCUUAAGAGGAGAUAUUGAUAACACAAAGGAACUUUCUUGUUUCUCGGCGUAGAAAAGGGGGAUUUGGUUUUGCUUUUGGAUUGAUCAAGUUCAUGAUCAUUUGUAGGCUCCCUUUAAUGUCUAAUACUUUGGGAACUAUUUUCUCUUCCAGAGAGACUCUGUGCUGUACCUCAAUUGUAUAUUAAUCCCAAAAUUUUUGCUAAAGGUUUAGCUUGUUUUGCUGAAUAAGUCAGCCCUGGAAUGCUUGUGCAGUAACUUGAGAAGAAAUGGAGGACAAGAGUUUAAUUGCCAAAGAUGUCACUGAAUUGAUUGGUAAAACACCACUGGUAUAUCUGAACAAUGUUGUGGAUGGAUGCGUGGCUCAUAUUGCUGCCAAGUUGGAGGCAAUGGAACCCUGCUCCAGUGUCAAGGACAGGAUUGGAUAUAGUAUGAUUGCAGAUGCAGAGGAGAAGGGUCUCAUUAAACCGGGUGAGAGUGUCCUUAUUGAGCCAACCAGUGGUAAUACUGGAAUAGGAUUGGCAUUCAUGGCAGCUGCUAAGGGUUACAAACUCAUAAUUACCAUGCCUUCUUCAAUGAGUUUAGAAAGGAGAAUGGUCCUCCGAGUUUUUGGAGCUGAGCUGGUUCUUACAGAUCCAGCCAGGGUCAUGAAAGGGGCUGUUCAGAAGGCUGAGGAAAUUCUGGCAAAGACUCCUAAUUCUUAUAUUCUUCAGCAAUUUGAAAACCCUGCCAACCCAAAGAUACAUUAUGAGACAACUGGACCAGAGAUAUGGAAAGGCACUGGAGGGAAGGUAGAUAUUCUGGUCUCUGGUAUUGGGACAGGAGGUACUGUAACAGGAGCAGGGAAGUAUCUCAGAGAGCAGAAUCCUGACGUUAAGAUCAUUGGUGUGGAACCAGUUGAAAGUGCAGUGCUUUCUGGAGGGAAACCUGGUCCACAUAAGAUCCAAGGAAUUGGUGCUGGCUUCAUCCCUGGUGUUUUAGAUGUCAAUUUACUUGAUGAAGUUGUCCAAAUAUCCAGUGAAGAAGCUAUUGAAACAGCAAAGCAACUUGCUCUGAAAGAAGGAUUGUUGGUAGGUAUAUCAUCCGGUGCUGCUGCUGCUGCUGCAAUUAAGAUAGCCAAGAGGCCCGAAAAUGCUGGGAAACUCAUUGUUGUGGUCUUCCCUAGCUUUGGUGAGCGUUAUCUCUCAUCCGUGCUGUUUGAGUCUGUGAAACGGGAGGCGGAGACUAUGGGUUUUGAGCCUUGAAAUGAACCGAAUCCUAGUGUCAAAAUGUCAUGAUUAUCAGUUUGAAAUAUGGAGAAGAGAAGUUACUUAUCAAGCAGCAUGUUGAUCUUUCCAAUGAAUGGUUUUGUUUCCUCCUUGGGUUCUCAAAAGACCUUAGAAAUAAGUCGGCUUUGCUGUAGUCAAUCUAGUCUAUAGAUGGAUUAAGAGGAAAUGUUGUUUGGAGAUGGUAUUUGAAGCUUUUUUGCUUUGCUGUGAGGUUGAACAAAAACAGUCAUCAACACUGUAGUUCUAUAAAAACAAUGUUGUGAGAUUAAAAAUAAAAUUUGAUGUUUUCCAUUGAAAACUCUCUUUGAAAACAGCUCGGAUUGCUGAUUGCAUCAUUGUGAACUAAAUUUUCAAGCAUCAGCCCCUAACCAAUCAGCUUUGUUGACUUUUAUGUUUUCCAUUGAAAACUCUCUUUGCAAACAGGUCGGAUUGAUGAUUGCAUCAUUGAGAACUAAAUUUUCAAGCAUUAGCUCCUAACCAAUCAUCUUGUUGACCGGAGGCAUCAUCUUUCUUUCGCAAUUCGUUAUCCUCUACCAUCUCCGCCUGCAUAGCAAAACCGGCAGACCAAGAUAUGCACAAAUACCUUAAAAGCAUUCCCUGGCGCAAACGUUACGACUGAAAUUGGUCAGGGGCCGCGCGAACGCAGGCCCCCACUACCACAAAUUAUGACGUAGGCUCUCCCACUUGGGGAGACCUUAGGCAAGCGCCCCUCCCAAGUGCAAUGGAGGUCGCUUACCUAGGCCAUGGGUUUUAUUGAUCACCCAUUGACCCCGUCCAGGUAAGUAUGUUUCAACGCAGCUAGCUGCCUCUUAUUUAUGAAACCACGCUCGUGCUCGUUCCUCUUAGUUCUUCGAUAUGGGACUGCACCUCAGCAUGAAGCAUCUCCUUGGUUCGAACUUCCUGGUGACUGGUGAGUCAAAAAUCAAAAUGAAGAAAAUAUCAAAACUCCAAGAAAAUACCAUAUCAUGCAUACAACAAAACAUAUUUGUAUAAGUUUUCAUGCAAUUCUGUUGAACAAAUUCAGCAUUUGAUAGAUGCAGAGGAUUAGAGAAACCGCAGCACUAUGCUUGGAAUUGUCAUUAAGCUUAAUCAGUUAUCAUGAGUUUGCAUAAGCUUUCUCCAUGGAAGUGGGGUUUUGUUCCUAUGACAUAGUGCACACGAACUCACUAGUGCAAAUUUUAACCUGAUCUUCAACUGUAUAAUGAAUGCACCCAUGGCUACCAGGAAGAGAUUUUCAAUCCAGUUCAUCACAUUUUGUUUCAAUCCUCCCUUUUUGCUUUUACAGCGAGCCUGUUCAAUGACCAUGGCAGCCAAGCUAAACUGGAUUUCCGUGUUUUGUUCUUUGAAUCAUCAUUUCCAAUGAAUCUAAAGCAGGCCUUGAAAAAGGAUUUCUCUGAGAAUGUUUUCCAUUACCAUUAUUUCUAUUAUUUCCAACAAUCUCGUCCAAUCAUAGCUGUGGAUAUUGCAAAAUUGAAAAUGAAAUCCGCAGUAACCAUGAAUCGAUAUUUAUUCAUACACGGCCUACAAGUCAUAGUUUGAGUAUUGAUUUGUAUAGAUUUUGAAGGGGGCCGCGCGAGCACGAGCCCCCAACUGCCACAAAUUUUGACGUACACUCUCCUCUAUAGGGAGAUGUUAGGCUGAUGCACCCCCACAACGUGCAAUGAAGACCAUCAACCUAGGCCAUGGGUCUUCUUG